This is a messenger RNA of Drosophila ficusphila, 1315 nucleotides long. RefSeq names its product larval cuticle protein LCP-30 (gene Cpr49Ac). Gene Ontology annotation, cellular component: chitin-based extracellular matrix. Lineage: Eukaryota; Metazoa; Arthropoda; Insecta; Diptera; Drosophilidae. The coding region runs from base 85 to 1059 and encodes 324 amino acids. The record is from RefSeq and is a predicted model, not a curated record. The transcript has 7 exons. Gene Ontology annotation, molecular function: structural constituent of chitin-based larval cuticle.
GUCGCCUUUCGAGCAGGAUUACCCUGACAAACAGUCCCUCAGCAGUUCAAAGGAUAUACUCCCACAAGGAUAACAAAAGCAACCAUGUUCACUAAGUCCAUGCUGCUCUUCUCUCUGGUCGUGGCCCUCUUUGCUGUCUGCCACACCAGUCCAGUUCCAGAUGAUAAUGGCAAGUAUACUGCUCCACAGCAAUCCUCUAGCGAUGGCAAGUAUCGCCCCAGCGACGAUGGACGUUACCAUGCGAGUUCCCAGAACGAAGGCCGAGGUGGUUCGCAAGAUAGCUUAGGUCGCUAUCACCACAUGCCACAGCCCUACAGACAUGUGGACGAUCAGCGUGAGCUCGGAAUCUACCAUCACAUUCCCAAUCCCUAUGACGGCGGCUAUGGACCCUAUGCCGGUUUGAAUAUUCCCUACGUCCAUGACGACAGGCCCUACAACCACGACCUGUACACAAGUACGACCACAAAGAAACCGACCACCACCACCAAAAGGACGACGACCACCACCACCACGACCACCACCACGCCGAGGAGCAUCCUGUUCAACUACGACGACGAGGGUCGCCACAAGAUUCUGCACAAGGAAGAGGUCCGCAAGCAGGACAAAUACGAUCACUCUUACCUGACCGAGAACGGAAUCUACGGCGAGGAACAGGCCAAGCUCCACCACACCGGAGGCACCCACGCCAAGGGCUUCUACGAGUACACCGGCGACGACGGCAAGCUGUACAGGGUGAACUACCACUCCAACGAUGGAGGCUUCAUGCCCCAGGGCGACCACAUCCACCCGAUUCCCGACGCCAUCGCCCGCGCCCUCAAGUACGUGGAGGAGCAGCAUAAGGCCAACGGAGGCGCCCAGUUCGACCAUCGUGGCUUCCGCAUCAAUCACAUGACCAAGGAGAUCAAGGCCCAGAUCAAGGCGAUACACCUGGAGAACAUGCCCAAGGAGCUGGCCGACCAGAUCCACAUGCUGGAGCACGAGGUGGAGCUCGCCGAGGAGGAGGAGCGCGAGGAGAAGGCCGCGUUGGAGCGCCUGCGAAAGGCGUCCAAGAAGCACUAAGUGCGGGAGCCCAGCUCGCCUCAUCCACAGCCAUAUGUUCCCCGCUACCCAAAAAAAAAGAACAGUCCUAGUCCAUCCAGAACCCAAAUUCCAACACCCAACUCCAUUCCCCAUGCAUUUGCCGAGUGACCAACGGGCAAACCCUAUAACAAGCCAUCGUAAUACCGAGAAAAAAUCCACAAAAAAAGGAAAGGAAGGUGAAGAAUGCCAGCAGCUAAUUGCAACCGGAGAAUAUUCGUACAUUUAUAGUCCGCUC